CAGUUAUAACCUUCACAGAGCUGAUGUUUGUUGUUCAACUGUUUGUUGACAUUAUUUAGAGUAACCGUACAUAAUUAUAUUUCAGGAUGAGUAUUCCAGGGACAUCAGCCAAUCACGCUAAUGGUCAAGAUACUAAACCUACUAUUACAAUGAGUGCAGGACAGAUGGUAUCAAACCAGUCUUCCAGUAUUGGAGGUCAACAGUUAAUUGAUUUCUUACCAUCAUUAGAAGAUUAUACUCCAACUAUACCUGAUGCAGUUACUGGUUCGUUUUUGAAUUCUGCUGGAUUCGCUUCAACAGAUCCCCGAGUUGUACGUCUGAUUUCAUUAGCAGCACAGAAAUUUCUCUCUGAUGUUGCAAAUGAUGCCUUGCAACAUUGCAAAGUUCGAACAUCUAAUCAGUCAUCAAAAUCUAAAUCAAAAGACAGAACAUACACAUUAACAAUGGAUGAUUUGACUCCGGCAUUAGCUGAACAUGGUAUCACAGUGCGGAAACCACCUUAUUUUGUAUAAACACAUUUUUAGAAUUAAUUUUCUUUUAUGCUAAUCUAUUCUGUGCUGUAGAAUUUUUCAUUUCAAUUAAUAUAUUGCUGUUAAAGUUUAUGUUAACUCAUAAAAAGUUUAUUUCAUUGAUUUUUUUUCUAAUUGAUAAGGAACUUUGUAACGACUGAUAAAGACUUAAUUUUAAUAAAUAUUUUUUUGCAAUA
Molecule: messenger RNA, 706 nt
Organism: Nezara viridula (southern green stink bug)
Lineage: Eukaryota; Metazoa; Arthropoda; Insecta; Hemiptera; Pentatomidae
Source: the annotation of a GenBank genome assembly